UACUUCCAGUCCCUGCUGUCCCUCCUGCCUUCAGUCUGGACCUGCCUGGGGACCCUGGCAUUCAGCCUCACCAUGCAGAGGUCCCAGGAGGCCCCAGCCAAUUGCUCUCAGCUCCUCAACUAUCUGCCUACCUCCAGUGGCUUAUGGGGCACUGUCCUGCCCAGUUCUGCUAAGAUGCUCCUGGCAUCUCCCUCUACCCCAUCCAGGGGACGGACCCCCAGCGCUGUGGAGAGACUGGAGGCCGACAAAGCCAAGUAUGUCAAGACGCACCAGGUGAUAGCGCGACGCCAGGAGCCAGCUCUGCGUGGGGGUCCCAGGCCGCUCACCCCGCACCCCUGCAACGAGCUGGGGCCCCCUCCAUCGCCCAGGACGCCCAGACCCGCCCGCCGGGGCAGUGGCAGGCGGCUGCCAAGGCCUGAUUCCCUCAUCUUCUACCGCCAGAAACGGGACUGCAAGGCUUCAGUGAACAAAGAGAACGCCAAGGGUCAGGGGCUGGUGCGUCGCCUCUUCCUGGGCGCCCCCCGAGACGUCGCUUCAAGCAGCCCAGGCUCAACGGAGCGACCCGCGGCUCCUGGGGGUUGGGUCGCACCCCAAGAUGCUCCAGAAGCAGCGGGAAAGCGGGCAUUGUGCCCCACGUGCUCACUGCCCCUGUCGGAGAAGGAGCGCUUCUUCAACUACUGCGGUCUGGAGCGCGCGCUGGUGGAGGUGCUGGGCGCCGAGCGCUUCUCUCCGCAGAGCUGGGGCGCCGACGCCAGCCCCCAGCCCGGAACGUCGCCGCCGCCCGGCUCUGGGGACGCCAGCGACUGGACGUCCAGCGACGGCGGCGCAGAACACCGGGACCGUGCGGAGGGCGAUGGCUCGGAAGCGGCGGGCUCGGCGCGGGACGGGCGCCCCCAGGUGUCGGUGGUGGAGCGCAACGCGCGCGUCAUCCAGUGGCUGUACGGCUGCCAGCGCGCCCGCGGCCCGCCGCGCGAGUCCGAGGUGUGACCGCCGCCGCUCGUGCACAGGCUCUGGUGGAGUCCGGGGUCCGGGGAAGGGCAAGGGGUGAGCGCGGGGCUGGACCCAGGCACGGGCGGGGACACCCUGCCUCUAACGCGCCGGGUGCUUUUGGGCAAACCCUUCCCUUUGGAUCUCGGUUUCCCCUCGUGAACCUUGGGAGGAUGGGACAAAAAGAUCCCGAAGGCCCUUCCCAGCGCAGGCGGCGGACGGGGAGGGGGCGGCCUUGUGGCCCCUGUGGAGGCCGGGAGGCUAGUGAAGACUGGGCGAGUGAAGACUGGGGUGGGAGAUCAGAGAACCUGCUGAAUAAAGUCAAAAAGUUAUUUAAA
Messenger RNA from Kogia breviceps (pygmy sperm whale), 1325 nucleotides. RefSeq names its product family with sequence similarity 110 member D (gene FAM110D). The record is from RefSeq and is a predicted model, not a curated record. Lineage: Eukaryota; Metazoa; Chordata; Mammalia; Artiodactyla; Physeteridae.